Messenger RNA from Spodoptera exigua (beet armyworm), 2521 nucleotides. The record is from the annotation of a GenBank genome assembly. NCBI's taxonomy places the organism in Eukaryota, Metazoa, Arthropoda, Insecta, Lepidoptera, Noctuidae.
GAAGUCCCUGUGUCGCAACCGCCCUCUAUAUAUACUAACCGCAAAAAGGUGUAACCAUGCAGUACUAGUAUCGGCCUUCAUUGGAUGAAGUACUAGUGUAUUUAAGACAACAAUGUACUCCAAAUUUAUAAUUGUCUUAGCGACAUUGUGUGUCGCGAACGCUUCUGUGGUCGUCAACUUUUUCGAUGAUGAUCCCAAUGUUGGAGUAUUAAGUAAAGACAAAGAUUGCAACCCCACCGCCUGUGACCAGCUCUGCCGUAGACUUAAGUUCCCCGGUGGGGCUUGCGUCAACGGACGUUGCAAGUGCGACAACUUCUUCAGCGAAAAUGAAGGAGUUUCAGAAUUGUCACCCUCUGACUUGGAAGCAUUCUCUACAUUAGAAGAUGAACCCCUAUCAGAGGAUGAAGCAGGUGACAGAAGCAGAUGUCGCCCUUCUGCCUGCGAGAUAAUCUGCCAUAGUCUCCAGCAUCCCGGUGGUGCCUGUGUGAACGGUCGCUGCCAGUGUGACAAGUUGUUUGAAGAGCAAGAUGAAUUAGAAAAUGAGAUCUCUUACAAAGAUUGCAACCCCACCGCCUGUGACCAGCUCUGCCGUAGACUCAAGUUCCCCGGUGGUGCUUGCGUUAACGGUCGCUGCAAAUGUGACAUUUUCCGUAGCUCUGAAGAAGCAGUUUUAGAAUUAUCACUUUCUGACUUAGAAGCAUUCUCUACACUCGAAGACGAACCCCUAUCUGAGGCUGAAGUAGCUGACAGAAGCAGUUGCAGCCUUUCUGCCUGCGAGCAAUACUGCCAUAGACUCAAGUUGCCCGGUGGUGCCUGUGUGAACGGUCGCUGCAAGUGUGACAAGUUCUUUAGUGAACAAGAUGAAAUAGAAAAUGAGAUCUCUUACAAGAACUGCAACCCCACCGCCUGUAACCAGCUCUGCCGUAGACUCAAGUUCCCCGGUGGUGCUUGCGUUAACGGUCGCUGCAAAUGUGACAAUUUCCGUAGCUCUGAAGAAGCGGUUUUAGAACUAUCGCCCUUAGACUUAGAAGCAUUCUCUUCGCUUGAAGACGAGCACUUAUCUGAGGCUGAAGUAGCUGACAGAAGCAGUUGCAGCCUUUCCGCCUGCGAGCAACACUGCCAUAGACUCAAACUGCCCGGUGGUGCCUGUGUGAACGGUCGCUGCAAAUGUGACAAGUUCUUCAGUGAGCAAGUGGAAACAUUUAACCCUGACAUCCCCGAAUUCACAUCAGGUGAUGCCAACUCUGCACCCGUUGAGGAACCGGCGAAGAAUGUCACUCACAGUAAAUGCAAACCAGAAUUGUGUGAUUUAAUCUGUCGCAAACUGAAGUACGAUCGUGGAGAAUGUCUCGAGAACAAAUGUAAAUGCUUCAAAAAUGAAGGUUUGGUUCAAAUGAAUUCUGCACCAGUUCUGGAACCAGCAAAGAAUAAUACUCACGGCAAAUGCAGACAAGGGCUGUGUGACUUGAUAUGUCGCAAACUGAAGUAUCACCGCGGCGAAUGUGUAGAUAACCAAUGCAAAUGCUACAAAGACGGAGUUGAACGUGAUGACAAUGAUACGCCUAUAACUCAAUUCUCAGAAGACCUUAAAAAAGUCGUAUGUACGAAACGCGUUUGCAACCGCAUGUGUCGUUCAUUGGAAUACGAAGGGGGCAACUGCAAAAACGGGAAAUGCUGGUGCUAUGGUCCGCCCAAAAAGUCAGCUCGAUCUGUCCUAGAGAAUUCUACAGAAAAAGAAAAAGUUAUUAGCUUGGACGCCGCUACAGAAAAAGUCUCACAAAUCAAGUCAGACGAAGAAAAAGAAGAAUCCAAAGAAGACACUUAUGGAAAAGAUAAAGUAAUUUCGCGUUUUCGUCGUGAAUCGUGCAGUCCAACCCCUCCAAUGUACAAAGCCGCCGGCGAAGAGGAAGCAAAACUCAACCAAGACAACAACACAACUGAAAAAGGUAAAUUAAUGUCGCGCGCUCAUCAGGGUACGUGUACAAAAAAAGCAUGCAAGAAGAAGUGCGAGUUCUUCGGUGGCCCCAGCUUUUGUUGGAUAGACAUAUGCAUUUGUUUGUAAAUAAUGCAUUACUGUAUUGAACGACGCCAUCUCUUGGUGACUUGGAACUCGGUCGGUUUGGAUGCGAUCUACCUCCAGCAACUUUCUAUGUUAUGCAUUUAAUUUACAAUAGUCAAUAUUUUUGUACCUUUUCAUUAUGUAAGUUAAAGAUUUCUUUUAAGAUUUUUUAUAUGUACUUAUUGUAAAAAUAUUGCUUAUUUCUUUACUAAUGAAGUGUUCAGUAUUACUUUAAUUGUAUAUUGUUUAUAAUCUAUACAAUAUUUUAAAAUAAAUAUAUAUAAAUACAUACCUUUUUGUUUCCUUUAUGAUUUUAUGCUACUCAAUUAAGACGUUCAAAAAUACUAACUUCAUAAAACCUGGAACUCGUAAAUAAAUUUAUUAAAAGUUGGUAUUUUAUUUGGUUUUUGUAAUUUUGCCGCAUUUUAUAUAACAGUGCCAUCUCUGUGUCAUACAGUGUAC